Messenger RNA from Amoebophrya sp. A120, 1524 nucleotides. Lineage: Eukaryota; Dinophyceae; Syndiniales; Amoebophryaceae. The record is from the annotation of a GenBank genome assembly.
CGGAAAUUGAUCGAAAUUUACCAGAAAAACAGAAGAACGAGAAACCAUCGGAGUACUAUCGUGAUUGAGUUCAAAUCACGACUAGUAGCCAGUCAGAGGACUUUUACGGCCCCAAGGGUAUACAAACCGGCUGCAGGUCGUAAUUUGAAAACAAACCGCACUACAUUCCGGAACACAGAAAUCAAAGGAAAAACCGACAAAAUGGGAAAGUACAAAAUGAAGCAAUUCAAGUGGCGAAGUGUGAAGAGCAGGAGACGAAUCACCAUGGUACCAGACUCCGGGUCCACGGACCACCUGGUGAAUGAUCUCUCCGUUGUCCAGGCCAUUUCACCGUAUGAAAAAAUUGUCAACUUCGGCGGUACCGAGCGGAUAGCUGGCAAAGUUGUUCGACUCGUCCCGAAUUCCCUUAACAUUUCGACGGCGAUUUUUUCGACGAGUUUCCGUUUCAACCUGUUAUCACUCUACAAAUUGACACUGAUGAGGCUGUAUACGUGUUUUUGGAGUAUGAAAAUCAUCGACGACAAAGGCAUGGAAAGGGCACCGAUUUACCGAACCAGUAACAUGUACCAGGUGGGAGUUUAUUACGAUUCCGAAAAACAAGAAGUAGCAGCGAUUUCCCAGACCAGUAAAAUGCUGCAACACCAGCGCAACAUGCAUUUUUUCGACACUACCUGCAGAAUCAAGAACUGCCACGCCUGUCAGCAGAACAAGGGGCAGAAACCGUCGCACAACCGACGACCACAAGAAAAAGGAAUAACGGCGAAAAGGUUCAACGAGGUGGUCCAUAUCGACAUCGUUGGACCGAUUUCCCUGCGCUCGUUUAAUAACCAUCGCUACCGUUGCAACCUGGUAGAUGGUUACACAGGAUGGGGGGAAAGCUACCCCCUGAAAAGCAAAACAGAGCCCUACCUCGCACUACGUCAGUGGGCUCAAUCUCACGGACGACCCCAAGCGGUGCGAUGCGACAACGGAGCCGAGUUUCAGGACCUGUUUGCAAAAGAGUGCAGAAGAUACAACACCACCAUUCGGCGGUCAGCUCCAUACGAACCGGAGCAAAACGGUCUCGCUGAACGUUUCAACAGAACAAUCGUCGAUGCUAUCAGGACGGUGGUAGCGGACACAGAUCGGCGAUUGUGGGCAGCAGCAGCGCGGGCCGUCUCGUUUGUCAGGAACCGACUGGCAAGAAGAGAGAAAGAGGCGCCCUACAAGAUGCGUUUUCAGCGUAACGCUGCGACCAACUAUUUUCGUCGUUUUGGAUCACUAUGCUACUACAAAGUGCACGUGAGGACGAAAAUGGAGCCGAAGUACAGGAUGGGUUGUUUUGUUGGAUAUGGGGAACAAAAUUCCACGUACAGAGUAGCACACUACAGCAAGGACGGCGCGCUAGUAGUUUCCGAGUGCUACGCGGUCAAGUUUGAUGAGUCCAAAACCAUCAAAAAUAUGAACUCGAUCAAGAACAUCGACGACCUUGACCCGCUCGACUUACCGGGUGAGUUUACCACUUUGAAUUUUGGUAACGGUGAG